Messenger RNA from Botrytis fragariae, 951 nucleotides. RefSeq lists its product as uncharacterized. The coding region runs from base 1 to 951 and encodes 316 amino acids. The record is from RefSeq and is a predicted model, not a curated record. The transcript has a single exon. Lineage: Eukaryota; Fungi; Ascomycota; Leotiomycetes; Helotiales; Sclerotiniaceae.
AUGUCUUUCCAACAAAUUCCCAAUGAACAAUCAGAAAGUUCCUUCAUUCCGCCUGUGAACUCUCAAGCCAAGCCGAAGACCCGCACAGGCAUACAUUCUCUUCCUAUGGAGAUUCUAGGUCGAAUUUCUGAGGAGUCUAUGAAGGAAGAAGAGUCAGGAACAAACACUGGCAACAUCACACGCAACUUGCCGAACUUUGUCACAAGCUUGAAAUGUGGCGUGAACGAUCCAUGGCGUAGAGCUUAUAUCCAUACCCUGGAUGCUUGCAGCAGAAACUGGGUCUAUUCUCUUCACUUUGGAAAUAACUGGAAGCUACAGAUGGAUUCCGAAGAAGGUGGACUAGUCCGAAAUAUUGUCAUCAAAUAUUUACCUGAGAUCUGGGAAAAUCACCCCUCGCACUACUCGCUCUAUAGACCUACCCAGACUAUCAAUGGUGUCCCCGUGGUCAGUGCAUCGGCGGGGCAAUUAACCAUUGUCAAAGACGUGAGGUAUUACUACUGGAAUCCAAUGCCAGAGGUAGUGAACUCGUCACUAGACAAUUUACCCAACGUUCGUUCAAUUCAACUAGAGUUCAAGACCUUCUGCGUUUGCUUCGAAGCAAAAAGCCUUGGUAUGUUUAGAACUUUGCAAAGCUUUCUGGGCGAUCAUAAAGACUUCAAGCUCAAAUCCGCCACAAUUGAGUCAACGAGUAGAGUACUAGGGCCAGAUAUGCAGCGAAUUGUGAUCCCGCAGGUCACUGUAAUGGCAGGCUAUGACGUCUGUUUUGAUCUCACAGACAAGGGAAUCUGGACAUUGAAAGUUUUUUCAAAACAGACGGAUGCUAGAGCGAAGACUGUGAAUUUGGAUCCAGAAAACUAUGAGGGUUCACUGUCGCGUAUGCAUUUAUACGAUGUUGUCCAGGUGUUGCGUGGAUGCAAAUGGACGUGGAUACUUGAAAGAGAAGAGAAUUAG